ACCGCUACCUUUACCUACUGAGAGUCUAGAGCGCACUGUCCCGUACCAGAGUCAACCUGAGAGCCGAUGAGCCUGAUUCAGGAUGGCUACUACUGAGCUGGAUGGACUGAUUACAAGGACGACGAUAAUACUUGAGAAGCCUGCAGACUGGGGGGAAUGAAUCUUCCUACGAAAGGAUAGCACAGACAGGCAUCAACUGUGGUCAAUGAUCAAUCCAGACCUUGACAAGACGGUCCUUGAGAAGCUUGAGGAGCCAGCAGCUGUUGAGCCGGAGCAAUACCAUGAUGAGACAGAGGAGGAUACUGGCAUUGUGCUCAGGGAUAUGAUAACUGAGGAGUUCCAGCGAUACCAGCAUGCAGAGAGGAACUACGAUUGAGCACUGGCCAGAUACACAAUCAAGAGAAAAGCAUUGAACAACUUUACUCGAAGAUUGGCCGAAUGAUCAGCCGCCAACACAUACAUCUCAUCCAGAGCGACAAUACUGCGUACGCUCGACUGAAGAAGCUGAAGAAGCACCUCUGCCCAUCAACAGCUGAGAGAGAGCUGCAGCUGAUAGCCAAGUAUUGUCAAUUGCAGAGUCGACCACGAAACAACAUUGACAGCUGGCUUGAGGAGUGGCUACAUGUUGUACGGCAGUGCAAGUCAGCUAAUCUGCCUGAUGUUACA
Molecule: messenger RNA, 666 nt
Organism: Macroventuria anomochaeta
Lineage: Eukaryota; Fungi; Ascomycota; Dothideomycetes; Pleosporales; Didymellaceae
Exons: 1
Source: RefSeq, a predicted model, not a curated record